AUGCAGUCGGAAACAAUUUGGUCAAGUGGGCAUAAUUCCCCUAUUCAAGCUCACCCACUGUUGAAUUCAUCAUCAACAACAACAACUACAACAGCAACAGCUACAGGUUCUCAAUAUAAAUCAGUUAUUGAUCAAGUUGAUCCUGAAGUUGUUCGUUUAUUUGCAAGUUCAAACUCUUUUGAUCCAUUAUCUUCAGCCACUACGGAAAGAAGAUUAUCAUUUAAUGAUGGAAGUGAUAUUUUAGAAAAUGAUUUUUUUGGUUUUAAAAGAGGUGCUUUAUCUGCCAUUACUGCUCCUGUUGUUAGUACUAAUAAUCAUGUAACUAAUAAACAAUUUGGUACUGCUUCAAUCAGUGGCGGGAUUGCUAAUAGACAUCCUCCUCAAGAUAGUUUUUUACAAAAAUUUGCCAGUGUUGCGGAUGCAACUAGAGAAAUUGAAUUGGGUAGAUUAACAUUAGAUGAUAGAAGUGUCACUGGUGAAAGUCUUAAAGUUGUUACUACCAGUGCAUUUACUUCUCCACAUGGUUCUUUAAAUGAAAAUUUGAAUAUGCCUGUUCCUCAAAGAGGAUCAAGACAUCAAUCUAUUAGUGAAAAAAUUGAUAAUUACAACAAUAAUUCUCCAAUUCAAGCAAGUUCUGCUUUAUCUAUUAGUUCUGAUUUGAAUUCUGAUCAUGGUGGUAAUGUUGCAACAAGUGGUCCAAGUCAUAAUUUUUGGAAUCCUGCCACUGCAACUUCUUUCACUCCUGCUGGAGCUGUCAAUCCUCAAAAUUAUUUCAUGGAUAUGAAUGGGAUGCCAAUUCCUCCACCUUUACCUCCUCAAGGGUUUUAUCCUCCAAGAGGUGUCAACUCUUCUUCGGCCACUGCUAGUGCUACUGCUUCUGGUGGUAUGACCGCUGGUAAUGGUCCACCUCCAAAUCAAAAUGGUGCUACUCCAAAUAUGCCAAUUAAUUCACCACCACCUUUUAUGAUUCCUUCUCCACCACCUUUUAUGGAUCCAAGUUUAUAUGGUAUGAUGUAUGGUGGCUUCCCACCUCCACCGCCACCUCCUCCACAGCAAUCACCAGGAGCUAAACAACAUUCUGAUGAAAAGCUGACAUCACACGCCAGUUCAGAAUCUGGUGAUGAGAAUAAAACUGAAUCCGAUGAUAAGGAUGGAGCAAAUGAUAAAAGGAAGGAACAAUAUGGUCCAGGUCCAAUUGGAGGUGUUGGUCUUAUGAAUCGUCAAUUCUCACCAGCUUCAUUUAUGUUUCACCCAUUUAAUCCUUAUUCAAUGUAUCAACAAUCACCACCAUUGAUGGCACAUGAAGCUGCCUUACGUGGAAUGACUCCACCUCCAGGUAUGGGAAUGCCACCUCCACCAUCACAAAUGGAUAAUUCUCCUACUUAUAACAACACUGGUGCUUCACAAGGACAACAACAACAACAACAACAACAACAGCCACAAUCGCAACAACAGCCACAAUCGCAACAACAGCCCCCUCAACAACCAUCAACCUUAAAAGGUGAUAAUGCCAAGCAUGAAGGUGCUGGUUCAAAAAAAAAAUCUAACCAUAAAGGUAAGAAUGGUAAUGGUGGAAAUCACAUUUAUCGUUCCCCAUUAUUGGAAGAUGUUCGUGCCAAUCCAAAAGCCUUCAGCUUGAAAGAUAUCUAUGGACAUGCGGUUGAAUUUACUAAGGAUCAACAUGGAUCUCGUUUUAUUCAACAAAAAUUACCUGAAGCCAGUGAUGAAGAAAAGCAAACUAUUUUCAAUGAAAUUUGGGAGAUUUCUUAUGAUUUAAUGACUGAUGUUUUUGGUAAUUAUGUUAUUCAAAAAUAUUUUGAACAUGGUAAUAGUACUCAAAAACAAGUGUUAUUGGAAAGUAUGAUUGGUCAUAUUCAUGAAUUAUCUUUACAAAUGUAUGGUUGUCGUGUUGUUCAAAGAGCAUUGGAAGCCAUUGAAACAGAAGGUCAAUUGCGUAUUAUCGAAGAAUUAAAGGAUCAUAUUUUGGUUUGUUGUAAGGAUCAAAAUGGUAAUCAUGUUAUUCAAAAAUCCAUUGAAAAAAUCAAGCCAUUUUCCAAAAUUAGAUUUAUUUUAACCAGUUUAGAUACUCAAAUUUACCAUUUAUCUACUCAUCCAUAUGGUUGCAGAGUGAUUCAAAGAUUGCUUGAAUUCUCCGAUGAAGAUGAUCAAAAAAUGAUUCUCACUCAAUUGAAUAAUUUCCUUUAUUAUUUGAUUUUAGAUCAAUAUGGUAAUUAUGUUAUUCAACAUAUUUUAGAAAAUGGUACACCAGAAGAGAAAGAACCAAUUUUAGAAAUUGUUUUAGGAUCUGUGGUUCAAUUUUCUAAACAUAAGUUUGCAUCAAAUGUUAUUGAAAAAUGUAUUAAAUUUGGGGAUCUCAAUCAAAGAAAAAGAAUUUUACAUGAAGUUAUGUUGGGUAAUGAAGAUAUUAAUGAUGAUUCAGAAAUUGGUGAUGAUUCUCCAUUAGCUUUGAUGGUUAAAGAUCAAUUUGGUAAUUAUGUUAUUCAAAAAUUAGUUGAAGCAUUUGAUGGAGAAGAAAGAAGAUUAUUAAUUGUUAAAAUUAAGAAAUGUUUAAGUUUAUCAGGUAAUAAUUUGGCCAGUAUUAGAAACAUUAGAAAUAUCAUUGAUCAUGUUUCUGAAAAUGAAUUUAAAUAA
Candida tropicalis MYA-3404 is the source of this 2652-nucleotide messenger RNA. It is a transcript of the gene PUF3, whose product is annotated as mRNA-binding protein. The transcript has a single exon. The record is from RefSeq and is a predicted model, not a curated record. Gene Ontology annotation, cellular component: cytoplasm. Bases 1 to 2652 code for a protein of 883 amino acids. NCBI's taxonomy places the organism in Eukaryota, Fungi, Ascomycota, Pichiomycetes, Serinales, Debaryomycetaceae. Gene Ontology annotation, molecular function: mRNA 3'-UTR binding. Gene Ontology annotation, biological process: nuclear-transcribed mRNA catabolic process, deadenylation-dependent decay.